Molecule: messenger RNA, 558 nt
Organism: Populus euphratica (Euphrates poplar)
Lineage: Eukaryota; Viridiplantae; Streptophyta; Magnoliopsida; Malpighiales; Salicaceae
Exons: 1
Coding region: 1-558 (185 amino acids)
Source: RefSeq, a predicted model, not a curated record
AUGCCUGGAUCAUUAAAUGAUAUUAAUGUUCUUGAUCGGUCACCUAUCUUUGCUGCACUUGCUGAAGGUCGUACUGCUCCUGUCAAUUAUACAAUUAAUGGGCAUGAAUAUACAAUGGGAUACUAUUUAGCAGAUGAAAUUUAUCCUAAUUGGUCAACCUUUGUUAAGAUAAUCCCAAGACCAUUAGGAGCAAAGAGAAAAUAUUUUGCAAGCAAGCAAGAGUCUGCAAAAAAAGAUGUGGAGCAGGCAUUUGGGGUGCUCCAAUCUCGCUUUGCAAUUGUACGUGGACCUAUUCGACACUGGGAUAAAGAAACGCUUGCAUAUAUUAUGAAAGCUUACAUAAUAAUGCAUAAUAUGAUUAUUGAGGAUGAAGGAACAAUGAACCUUGGAUUUGACCAUGAACAUGAAGUCAAUUCCUUUAUAUCAGUGUCACAUUGUGAAAUACCAGAACUACAUGAUUUUCUUCAAACUCAUAAUCGAAUUAGGGAUAGAGCUACUAGCUCUCAACUACAAGAAGAUUUGAUUGAACAUUUGUGGGAACAAUAUGGCAACGAGUAG